AUGCCCCGAGCCAAGGCCGCGAAGAAACCAGCAGAGGCGGUGGCAACUGAACCCCAACCCACCGACCCCACUCCAAAUGGCAAUGGAAGUGUCGCCGACGAAAAUCCAGCCCCUUCCGCCGAAGAAGCCAAAGUUCCGGCGAAGGGAAAGCCCCGCGCGAGAAAAGCCACCAAGGCGACCGUAGCUGCGGAAAAUCCAGAGGAAGUAGAGGCGGAAAAUGCGCCCACGGCAGCUGCACGUGGCAAGAAGAAGCAGCAGCCGAAGGAUACAGAAGAAAACGGCGAAGCGGAGGCGGUGGCCAAGCCAAGGGGACGCGCCAAGAAGGCGGCGACUGCAGAGGCGGAGGCCAAGCCACCAGCUGCUGGCAAGGCGUCCAAGCCGCGGGCCAAAAAGGAGCCCACUCCUGCUCCCGCUCCCGAGGAGGAGAAACCAACGGCUGUCCCGGAGCCAAAGGGCAGGGGACGCAAGCGGAAGGAGACGCCGGCGGAGGCCAAUGGAGGGGCAGAGGAGGCGGCAGAGCCACCAAAGCGAAGGGCCAAAAAGGAGGUCGUACCAGAAGGAGAAGCAGCUCCCAAGGAGAAGGCGGCCAAAGCUGAAACCGCUGUAAAGAAGGCACGCGGAACCAAGCGCCUGGCGGACUCGGAGAUUACAGCUGCCCUAGAGGAGGAGGCAGAAGCGGAUGAGGUGGAGCCUCCCAAGGCUGCAAGCAAGCGAACCAAGAAGGGAAAGGCGGUUGAACCCGAGACUAUAGGAGAUUCCGAGGAGGUAAAAGGAAAGGAAGAACCCGCACCAAAGGCAGCAGCCAAAAAACGAACCAAAAAAGCCAAGGAAGACGAAGGAGCGGAGGAAAAUGAACCGAAAGCCGAGGCAAAGCCCACCAAGCAGCGCGGCAAGAAGGAGGCCAAGGAGGAGCAGCCGGCGCCAGCAAAGAAGCGCGGACAGAAGACAGAAGCCGCCGAUAAGGAAAACGGCGUGGAAGCAGUACAAGAACCCCCAACUGAAAGCAAGCUACCUGCUCGAGGUCGUAAAAAGGCAGCAGCUAAGCCGGAAGCAGCCGAAGAUCUUGUGGAAACAGCAGCUGAAAGUAAACCAGUUCGAGGGCGAAAAAAGGCGGCUGCCAAGGCUGAAGAUCCCGAGAAUGAAGAUGAUGAGGAGGUUGGAUCGAAAACCACCAAGAAAUCCAAGAAGGCCGAGGUCAAACCCAGUGUAGCAUUGGAUAAAGAGGCGUUCGCCCUGCCAGCCGAUAAAGUAUUCAAUUUGAAAAUCUCCAGCUGGAAUGUGGCCGGUCUGAGGGCCUGGCUAAAGAAGGAUGGUCUGCAGUUGGUUGACCUCGAGGAACCCGAUAUUUUCUGCCUGCAGGAAACCAAGUGCGUAAACGAUCAGCUGCCGGAGGAAGUGACCCGUCUGCCGGGCUACCAUCCCUACUGGCUGUGCAUGCCGGGUGGCUAUGCCGGCGUCGCCAUAUACAGCAAGAUCAUGCCAAUAAAUGUGGAAUACGGCAUUGGCAACGAGGAGUUCGACGAUGUAGGACGCAUGAUAACGGCGGAGUACGAAAAGUUCUACUUAAUCAACGUGUACGUGCCGAAUUCGGGUCGAAAGUUGGUCAACUUGGAACCCCGCAUGCGCUGGGAGAAGCUCUUCCAGGAGUACGUGCAGAAACUGGACGCUCUGAAGCCGGUGGUCAUCUGUGGCGACAUGAACGUUUCCCAUAAUCCCAUUGAUUUGGAAAAUCCGAAGAGCAACACCAAGAAUGCCGGCUUCACGCAGGAGGAGCGAGACAAAAUGACUGAGCUGCUGGGCCUCGGUUUUGUGGACACCUUCAGGCAUCUGUAUCCCGACCGGAAGGGAGCCUACACCUUCUGGACUUACAUGGCCAAUGCGCGAGCACGCAAUGUGGGCUGGCGUCUGGAUUAUUGCCUCGUGUCGGAGCGAUUUCUACCAAAGGUGGUGGAGCACGAAAUACGCUCCCAAUGCCUUGGAAGCGACCACUGUCCGAUCACCAUAUUCUUCAAUAUCUAGUUAUAUUCUUUGUUUGUUUUUUAUGUACUUUUUCAAUCGUCACAAUUAUUCUGUUUCCAUUUAAUAUUUGGUUUUCUUUGUAUUUAUUUAUCCAUUGCUGUACAAUGCGUACGCACCUACUUAAUUUGUUAAAAUCAUCAUUACACUGUUUAGUUGUAGAUCGACCAUACGAAUUGGAAUUUUUGAAUAAAGUAAGCUACUCCGA
Messenger RNA from Drosophila takahashii, 2224 nucleotides. RefSeq names its product Recombination repair protein 1 (gene Rrp1). NCBI's taxonomy places the organism in Eukaryota, Metazoa, Arthropoda, Insecta, Diptera, Drosophilidae. The record is from RefSeq and is a predicted model, not a curated record. Gene Ontology annotation, biological process: base-excision repair. Gene Ontology annotation, molecular function: phosphoric diester hydrolase activity; double-stranded DNA 3'-5' DNA exonuclease activity; endonuclease activity. Gene Ontology annotation, cellular component: nucleus.